Penaeus vannamei (Pacific white shrimp) is the source of this 3631-nucleotide messenger RNA. The record is from RefSeq and is a predicted model, not a curated record. NCBI's taxonomy places the organism in Eukaryota, Metazoa, Arthropoda, Malacostraca, Decapoda, Penaeidae.
UAUUCAGGAGGACCACAGCAUAAUGUCAUUCACCCUUGACAAUACCGGCCAGUAUGCCUUGUUAAACGUGGCCAACCAAGGUGUCCAUUUAUGGGACUUACGAAAUAGAACUUUGGUGCGCAAAUUCAGAGGACUCACCCAGGGCCACUAUACCAUCCAUUCUUGCUUCGGUGGGGAUAACCAAGACUUUGUUGCUUCUGGGAGUGAAGAUAACAAGGUUUAUAUCUGGCACCAUCGGCGAGAGCUGCCUGUAGUCACCCUUGUCGGCCACACCCGAACUGUCAACUGCGUCACCUGGAACCCUAGAUAUCCUGCAAUGAUUGCAUCAGUGUCAGAUGAUGCCACUGUGAGGAUAUGGGGACCUGCGCCGCAGUACAGGGGAUCUGCAGCAGCACAGAAUGGCACAAAAGCCACUGCUAAUGGGAGUGAGUCUGAAUCUCCAACUUCCCACAUGUUCCUCAGCAACGGCGCAGCUGUUUAGUGAAGUGAUCUCUUGUGCCACAGACCUAAUAUCUCGUCGCUUGUGGUGUGUUCUUGGUUGCUGGUGCCACUAAGUUUGUGUAGCACCAAUGGUUGUUAGUGCCACAAAGUUAGUACCAGGGCAUUGGUGUCAUGCCACUAUUGCCACAAACACAACUUUACUUAUUAUUUUGUGACACAGAGACUUCCUACAUGAUAUGGCUGAGUGAUGGACAGCUUGUUGGAUCUUGUCAUCCUGUGAAUCAUUCCUCUAUGAGUGUAAUGCUUAAACCCACUCCCCAACUGUGGUAUCAGUGUCUGGCUUAGAUUCUUUUGGAACUUAACUUUCGAAGUUGUGCCUCAAAAACAUAAAUAUUUUGGUAAAGAUAUGGAUUUUUCCAAGUGGAUUUACUGCUCUCAAGUCAGUUUUGAUUUCAGAUACAAUUUCCUCCCCCCAAGAGAAGCUGACUGAUAACAGAAAAACUUUUUAAUGUUUGGAAGGUCAAGCUUUAUUCUAUAAGAAAUAUUAUUUUGAACACAUUUGGUGACAGCAGCUGGAUCUGUAUCAGUUAUCCCUGAAAAACUGUUCACUGUUAACAUAUGUUUUUUAGCUUUGAAAAUAACAAGACCAAAGACAAGAAUCAUGAUAAGCAUGCCUUGCUAUUUUCUCCUGGAAAAGGUGGUGGUCACUCUAGAGUAUGAAUCACAGUAGGAUCCAUAAGAUGCCAGAAUGCUCACCUUGAGUUCUUACAUGCUUGGCUGACUCAAUCAUCGAUUCAUCAAAAUCAACUCCAUCAUCCAUUAUUUGUGUACCAGCUCUACAAGACACCAUUGUAAAUACAACAUCCUUCCUCUUUUGGAGUAACCUUGUUCGUCCACAGGGUUGAAUUUUGUGUGAUGAAACCUAUCAGGUGUAGUGAGAUGCUUGGUAGAAAGAAUGGUUUUUCUCCUUGUGUCGUGAAGGAAUUUGUGUCCAAACCUUCACUGAUGAAUCUGAAAUGUGGAGUUAAUGUAGUCUUUUCCUUAUUUGCUACAAUCUGUUUUUUGUUUUAAAUAUCUUGUUUUCUUCAACUUUUUAUUUUCAUGUCCAAGAUUUUGAUGUUAAGAGCAAGAGGGAUAAAUCGCUGUUCUGAUGUUGCCAAUACUACUGGUGUUAUACAAAGUCAUCUGGCUAUUCAUCUCAUUUGUGACAUGAUAUAUUCUCUCAAGAAUGAUAGAGUAUAAUGUUUAAAAAGCGUGAACAUUGUCACUUUAAUGGAAUGUAGAAUAUGAUGCUCAUUGAGGAUUAAAACAUUUUUCUUAUAUGUGUCCAUGUUGCUGAUAACACUGCAUGACAAGAUUAUUUAUUUUUUAUUGUCUUAUUUUUAUUAUUAUUUAUUGUUUGUUGUCAUGUAAUUCUUCAACCAUUUUGUAAAUAUAUUGUUUAAUCUUUGAGAAAGGUAGUGGUUUUUGAUACAGUCCCAUAUUUCAUUACUAAUUUGCAAUUCAUAGGACAAAAAGCAAAUAACAUUUAAAAAAAAACAGACUCAUUGGAAUAUCUAGCUUGCCCCACCCUAGUCUCUCUCUGAUCUUGUUAUAUUCUUAUGUGAUCCGCGCAUACAUAAUCGGAUCAAGCCUAACCUAAAUCUCACUUAGGUAAUCUUUAUCUAAUUUACUUCAUCUUGGUAGAACGUCACCCAGUUUUAAUGUAUACUUUUGUUUUUAUUAUACCUUGCCUCAACUAGGUGGAAUGAAGUUACACAAAGAUAUUUCAAAUAUAGUCCUUGAAUAAAAACCUGACCAAUUCAAACUUGAAAUCCUCUUCUCAGUCCCACCCAUCAGACCUUAACUUAACUAGAACUAUUUCCAUGUGUCCUCUGGAUAGCAAACUAGCAUUGGAACAUGGCUUUGAACCAUGAACUACUCUGUUUAGCUCAUUGGCACUGGGUACUUACACUGUCCACUGCAGUCUUGUUUUGUCAGUUUUGUUUACACACGGAUGGCUUCAACAAGUGCUUAGUUACCACGGUCAGCUGUUAGGACUAGACCUCAGCUCUGUCCCUCAUUACUUGAAUUUUUCUAAAAAAAAAAAAGCUUUAAUUCUAAUACUAUUGUUAUAAACACUUUAAUGAUAGUAAUAAUGAUGAUUGGGAGGAUAGUAAAGAUAUUGAUAAUAAUAAUGUUAUUAACAAUAAUGAUAGUAAUGAAAGUAAAAACUUUCUUUACGAAAAAUCAGGAAGUGCGGUACAUAGGUGAGAUCUUGUAGGCCUUGUAGUUGAUUCCUUGUACACUAAAUACUUCUGGAGCUUUCUAUGUCUAAAAUAAUGAGAUAAAAUCACAGUGGCUAGUUUAUGUAUACUUGCACUUCCAGCAACAGUGGGUUGAAUGAGAGAGAGAAAAAAAAUUUACUUUUUACAUGAAUUAACAUGACAAUCAAGUCAUUAUGAUAUUUAUUGACAGGGAAGUUAGAUGUCUUGCCAAUCACAUACUGUGUCAUAGGAAUUUCAUUAAAAAAAAAGGAGAGAGAGAGACUUGUUAUCAGUAGGGACUUUAGUAAGGAAAAAAUUAGAUGUUUGGGUCCUCCCCAAGUCAGCAGACAUGGUACAUAAGUCUGUCUUCUCCUUUACCCCUUUCUUACUGGGGCCAUUGAAAUAAACCAAAUGUAUUAUGAUUAUUGCGAGUGCUUGACUAACAAAUGCAAAAUGCAUAUUAUUGUCAUGUGUGAAAGAUAGCAAGAUAACUUCUGACAGUUUGGGUUAUUGAUUUCUACUUUUUCUUAUUUAUUAUUAUUAUUUUCAUUUUAUUUUUUCAGUUUUGCUAUGUGAUGUAUACCCAAAUCAAAUGAUUAUUUAUAAAGAUGAUUAAAAGGUAUAGGGAUGGCAGAACAUGAGUAAGGUAAUGGAAGUGUCUUACCCUAAUUUGAUGUUCCAAAAAAAGAGGUCAAUUUUUAUCACAUCAUUAUCAUCAUUUUGUUAAAAAAGCAGUUCUUCAAGGAAUAUGUAGUGUUAAAUAUGUGCAUAAGGAAUGAUUCAAGAAAAGAGGAGAGUACAACUUAUGUCGAGUCUACCAUAAAUGAACUUUUUAUUGACUCAUUAUUGAUAUGAGAUAUUUAUUUCAUUACUAAUGCGAUAACAUUUUCUUUAGAAUCAGUCUUCUCAGGUGUACUGGAAAUGUCAAUAAAGUCUAAGGAACA